Molecule: messenger RNA, 1752 nt
Organism: Erigeron canadensis
Lineage: Eukaryota; Viridiplantae; Streptophyta; Magnoliopsida; Asterales; Asteraceae
Exons: 15
Coding region: 96-1472 (458 amino acids)
Source: RefSeq, a predicted model, not a curated record
CAACAAAACACUACUUUCACCGGUUGAGCUGCCGUCGGUCCGCCGAUGCCAAAACGUCCGCCGUGAUUCGUUGGAGCACCGUACACGUGUCAAAAAUGUGGCGGAUACCGGAAAAUGAAAAUUCUGAUCAGAGUAUAUCAGAGGAUGAUGAUAUGAAUGGAGAUUUUUUAGAAGAUCAUGUUUCAUUAGGAAAUCCAGCUGAAAAAAAGGGUGAAGUUCAAAUUCUUUCUCAACUUGAUUUGCUCAGAGAUGCUAAUGAAGGCAUUUAUGAAGGAGAUCGAACUAGUUUGUUUCAGAAGAGACACACAGAUAUCUAUGCCGAAGAUGAUGUUGAAUUACCAAUUUUCGCCAACAAUGAAGAAUUCACAUACAACCCAGGGAAAGUUAUCGCAUGCAAUUCAGAUGAUGAAAUUAUCAUCUCUGACACAGAGGGCUGUAAUUAUCAGAAAACCAGGCCUUCUAGCUUUGGAGGAAGUACAAAAGAUGGAGUUUGCACUUGGCUUGCCGUAAAUGCAGAUGCACUGAUAAAUGUGAACGAUAAUGCUGAUUGCACAUUGUUCCGUUCUGUGUCUGCCAAAGCUAAGAGGUCAGAUAAAGGUGGACCUGCCAAGGCUAAGCGCAAAUUCUCCAUAAGGACAAAGCCACCUGUCGACAAGUUAGUUAAUGAUAUGAGUUGUGUGAAUGAAUGUGAUCCAUCAAUCAAGGGAAAAGAGACGGACGAGUUAGAAAAUUGUUUGAUACCGGCCGAAUUUCCAGCUUCACAUGCUCAUACAACGACUUCAAUGGCAGAACUCCUUGUCCGUGUUCAGAAUGAACAUGACCUACCAGAAGGAAGCACUAUAAAGUACAACAUAACGGAAGAGGCCCCCGAACAACUUGCUGUUAGAAGAAUAUCAUCAAUGUAUCCUAGUGAUAUAGAUGAUGAUCCGGACUGUUUGGCCAGUGAUUCAUCAGAAGAAGACGAGUACAAUCAUCAGGUACAAGAGCUUAUCAUACCAGAUCCUAAACAGAAGUCUAUAGCUGAUCAAUUUCAGGACGCCUUGGGUGCUGCUUCUACACACGCAGAGGGAUACAUGCAAGCAUUACCUAAACACACAGGUUUUGGUUUAUUUGGAAAGUUGCAGCACAUAAUGCAGAGCGAGAAGGACAGAGAUUCAUACUUUCUGAAUAAGUUACAGAAAGAAGAUGAGGGAAGCUAUUUUGAUGUCAAGAUACGGUCCAAGUCUCUGGAAGCAAAGUUGACUGUAUGUUCAUGUUCUUACAUUGAAAACUGUCAGAGUUCAACAAGAAUGGAUAACCCUCUAAAUAUGUUAAAAAGGAAGAUAUUUUCCAUCAUCUUUAACCCGAGAAUAUGUAGUGAUGUAGAGUUUGAUGUUGGGACACUGGUUCGUAUCCAUCAUCCUUGGAAAGAAGUAUAUGUAGAGGGACAGGAAGAGCGUAUCAUUUUAUCGACAUACUUCUCCCAGAUAUGAGCAAUACACAGAGCACGCAGAAGAUUUUCCAUGUUAUUGUUGUAUCUCUAGUCUUCUUUAGAACCAGGUUUAGAUUGAAAGGCAAAUCUUUCUUGAAUCAGAUCCGCACACACAUACACACACACACACAAACACACACAUGUAGUCAUGACCAAAGCUUGAGUUCGGUCUUUAGGAGAAUAGGCUCACAUACUAAGAACAUAUAGCACGAGAUACGUAGAAAACUGUAUUGCUUGGUAUGGUAAAAAUCUUGUUAAUCUAAUGGAAAUCUUUUGCAAAA